AUGCGCGCCUCCGUCUUCCUCCUCGGCUUCCUCGCCAGCCUUUCCUACGCAAUGCCCAAGGCCGCUGAGACAUGCCGCGAGCCCACCUCCUCUUGCAGCAAGAUCGCAACCUGGGGCCAGCCCAUGGCUUGCUGCUAUCCCCUCGAGUGCGUGACUCAGGGAAACAACACCAUCGGAGUCUGUCCUCACCAGAACUAA
Messenger RNA from Penicillium maclennaniae, 198 nucleotides. RefSeq lists its product as uncharacterized. The coding region runs from base 1 to 198 and encodes 65 amino acids. Lineage: Eukaryota; Fungi; Ascomycota; Eurotiomycetes; Eurotiales; Aspergillaceae. The transcript has 3 exons. The record is from RefSeq and is a predicted model, not a curated record.